Lolium perenne is the source of this 930-nucleotide messenger RNA. RefSeq names its product transmembrane emp24 domain-containing protein p24beta3. The record is from RefSeq and is a predicted model, not a curated record. NCBI's taxonomy places the organism in Eukaryota, Viridiplantae, Streptophyta, Magnoliopsida, Poales, Poaceae.
AGCCCUAGACCAGGGUCGCCGGUGCUUUCAGGCAGGGUCGUCUGCCGAGCUCAGGCACCGACCGGCGGGCCAUGGCGAGGUGGCGGCCGGCGACGCUGCUUGUCGCGGCGCUGGCGCUGGCGGCGGCGUGCGCGGGGUGGCGCGCGGAGGCGCUGUCGGUGACGGUCACCGACACCGAGUGCAUCCACGAGUUCGUGCCCUACGAGGGCGACUCCGUCACGGGGAACUUCGUCGUCGUCGACCACGACAUCUUCUGGAGCUCCGACCACCCCGGCAUCGACCUCACGGUAACUUCACCAGGUGGUAACACUGUACAUUCAAUGAAGGGAAAGUCUGGUGACAAAUUUGAGUUUAAAGCUCCAAGGGGUGGAAUGUACAAGUUUUGCUUCCACAAUCCUUACGGGGCACCUGAAACGGUUUCUUUCUACAUUCAUGUUGGGCACAUACCCAAUGAGCACAAUCUGGCGAAAGAUGAGCACUUGGAUCCUAUCAAUGUGAAAAUUGCAGAGCUUAAGGAAGCAUUAGAAUCUGUCACUGCUGAGCAGAAGUACCUAAAAGCACGCGAGGCUCGUCACCGGCACACAAAUGAGAGCACCAGAAGACGUGUCAUGUUCUACACGAUCGCGGAGUACCUAGCUUUCAUGGCUGCUAGCGCGUUGCAAGUGGUCUACAUCCGGCGCCUGUUCAGUAAAAACGUGGGGUACAACAGGGUCUAGGACACCAGACUUCUUGAAGGCAGCAGCAGAUGUUCGCAACAGGGAAAUAUUUUCUGUCAUAUUGUAGCUUUUCACCCUCUUUUUUGGUGUUAGUCUAAAGAUGCUGUUUUAAUUUAUCACCAUGUACCUUACCUUUAGCAACUAUUGUGAAAUGUGAAGCGCAAUUGUUGUGUAAACAUAGAUACAUAAUUAAUCUUCAGAGUGUUGAUGUCAA